CAAAAUGUGCAAAAAAUGACGCAGCGAAAAUGGAUUCUGGAAGUAGUGCAGGGAUGUUCACCUACGAACCGUGGCUCACCCGCGAAGGGUGGUAGCGCAAGGGGCAGCGGGGCCGAUUCCGGGGAGUCGCAGUCGUCGCCGGCACGUGGACACCGUAAUCAUCACAAUGCAAAUUGUACGAGCACAACCGGAAGUGGCUCUAGCACGAGUGACGGGACAAGCAGCAGUACGAGAGACGGUGAUUUAUUGGCACAUGCCGCUUCGGCCCUACGGCGAUUACAUUUUAAAUCAGCCGGAGGCAGUCGAAGUUGUCGGAGCACUGUUCCCAAAGUUGUUGUUCGAGACUCGAGCAACGCGUCGGAAACGACUAUCAACACUAGUACCGACAGUGCCAACACGAUGAUUACGAUGGUGACAACAACCGAUAGCGAGCAGCCGGAUGACAGUCUCGAUCUGAUCGACGGUUUACCAGAAAUGUCGCCUCCUCCGGUGGCCAACGAAAGUUCCAUAAUGUCGAACAAUUGUUCGGCCCCUUCGAGCAACGGUUCUCCACUGUCGGACAGCAAUAAUGCAGCUGCGACGUUGAGAGCAAGCUCGAACAAUCUUGUUCAGCAACAAGAACGAAUAAUCGUCAAUGGAAACGCAAAUGUAGUGAAUGCUAAAGGACCAACGAGCCCGGCGGCCUCGUCUUCCACAAUUUCUGUCUCCUCAAUCUCUGGAACAACAAUCGGAACGCUCGAAAAUCAAGUUUCGCCGAGUGCCGGGGUGCCUCCGCCCACGCCUCUCGCAGGGGCUCGCCAGGAAAGCAGAUUUUCAUUCGCCACCGGACGGACUCCUCUUCUCCCGGAUUUACGGACAACGGAUUUUUUCAGCACGCCUGUGCGAGGCUCGGUGGACGCGGGUCAACCGGAUCCCCAACAAUUGAAUUCGAUGUUGGCUCUUGUCGCGUCCAAGGACAAAGGCUCCAAGUCAAACGUUACGACGUCGAACACGGCUACAUUGGCGACAUCACCGAAGAACAGUCAACACGGACCGCAGACGGAGGCUGGGACUCAGCAGCAGCAAACGCAAUUAACACAGUCCGAUAAGCAGCAGGUUCCUGGUGGAAUAACAGGAGGAGGAACGACGAUGACGACUACGACGUCGACAAAGUCGUCACAGAAACAACAACCGACGCCGGGCAAACCGAGCAUAAACGUGACGACGAAUCCACUGGACAUAUCGUUGUGCGGUGCAACGCCACCCUGCGGAGGGGGUGCUCAAAAUGCAAACGUUACUGGUCGAGGUCGAGGUCGAGCAGCGGAAUCUCAUCCCCUCGUUUCAGCCAUUCAUUCAUGGGUCAGGCUCUUUUUCCCGUUUUGCGCAAUAGGUGGAAGCGGAACCGGCUCUAAGAGAUCAGCACAGGCAACGAUCGUCGUCCAGCAGCCGUCGCUGUCGCUCGAUGCACCGGCGGCGACGAUACUUUUGCGUCCGGACGCGGAGGCGCGGCGUCGCGAAGAAAACAUGCGGCAGCUCCUGGACGUCGCGAACACGCUCACUCUGCAAGAAAUUCACGAUUUCGAGAUGAGAUAUGGCAGCCCCCAUCACAGCAGAUCGCAAUCGGUUAAAACUCCGGGCAGCAGAUCGUCCGGCCGACCAAAUUAUCUGUGUCUUCCGCAGCAGAGAUCGAGAGUCGCGAGUAUGCCGAACACCGGUGUCGAGGAGGAAUAUUACAGGCAACGCCAUUUCAGUAUAACGCCCAAGGGUAUCGUGAACAGAGGUGAUUCCCUUAAGAGUCGGCGAUCUCGCUCGAAUAACAGCGUUGCCUCGAGCAAUUCAAGCACCGAGCAUCUAACAGCCUCUUAUCCCGGUUCAGCGAGGAAUUCAGCUGCAGGCUCUUUAGCAAGCUCCCGAGAAAGCAGCGCUUCCCAAGGAACAGCACCCUACCGUGUUCUCAUGCUGGGAGCUCCAGCUGUCGGCAAAAGUUCUCUCGUCUCGCAGUUCAUGACAUCCGAACAUCUUCUCGUCUUCGAUACUUCGAUCGACGACGAGUCCGGCGAAAAAACGGUGAGCGUCCUGCUGGCCGGGGAGGAAUCGGAAUUAACCUUCAUCGAUCAUUCCUACGCGGACAUGGCGCCCGAAGCCUGCAUAUCGAGUUACGAGCCUCACGCCUACUGCGUCGUUUAUUCCACAACCGACAGAACUUCGGUGAGAGUUGCCGAAGAACUUCUCCAGAUACUUUGGCGCAGCGAUCACGUGUCAGCAAGGGCUGUUAUACUGGUUGGUAACAAGGUCGAUCUCGUGCGAUGUCGUCUCGUCAGCAUCGAAGAAGGUCAAUCGAUGGCGACGUCGUACGACUGUAAAUUCAUCGAGACUUCGGUCGGUUUGAAUCACAACGUGGACGAGCUGUUGGUCGGUUUGCUGAAGCAGAUACGCUUGAAGCUGGAAAAUCCGGAGAGAAAUCGUGAUUUGUUUCGUCGGAGAUCGAGGAAGAAUCGAAGCAAAUCGCCUCUGGGUUCGUGCUCGGAGAACAACUCGCCGAAAAAAUAUCGUGGAAGUCGAACGAGCGCGAGUUUGAAGGUGCGACAUUUAUUGGACAAGGUAUGGGCGCGAGACAGUAAGUCAAAGAGCUGUGAAAAUCUUCACGUUCUAUAGAAACAAAGGAACUCGUGGCGAUUGAAAAAAGCCUCUUAGUAGGCUUCACCGAUCGCUCCGAGGCUUCAAUGAAUGUAUAAAUCCAACAACAGCAACAACAAAUCAACUAUUCCCUAUAAAUCGCGUGAUAAAUAAGUUAUAAAUAACAAAAUAAAUAUAAAUAUAAAUAUAAUAUGGAAUGAUGAAAAAAUGAAUCGAUUGUGUCCAGGCUCGAGACUCUUGCAAUAAAUAUUCAUGGAAUUUUUGUGUAUUAAUGAAUAAAUAAUUAAACAAAACAACAAUGUGUGAAGACUGAUACGAAUGGGACGAAUAUAUAGGGUAGGAAGAAUUACGAGAGGGCAAAAGAAAUGAUAAAUAAUUGACUAUGCUUCGUUGCUUUACGUUUUUUAUUUCUUUUUCGAUUUUUUUCCUCGCCGCUGUUGAUUUUCUCUCGACGAAUCAGGAAAUCCAAUCUCAUCCGGAUUAAUUGCUGUCUUUUUCAGUUCGUUCUUUCGCUUUUAUGAGCACAAUCCUCCCGAACAAUCUCUUGAGAGAUUAAAAAUGAAGUGAAAAUUUAUUUCAACGUGAUUCGAUGCGACAGUAGAACGAAAAUUUAUCAUUUUCAUCGAUGUUGUUGAUUGCUGGAAAUUUUCGUUUCGAUAAAGUCUUUUUAUAUUUUUGUCGAGAGCCCCCACCCCGGGAAUCAAUGAAACGAAUGAGAAUUUAUGAAUUUUUGAACCGCGAAAAAUCGAGGAAGCACUGAGAAUUACCACGUGCCUGUUAAACUGAUUGAAAGAUUUUGAAAAAAUUGAAGGUUUUUUUUAUCGAAACUUGAGAAUAUGAAAUAAUUUAUAAAUUUCUAUACAUCGAGUGGGACUAAUGAUAAAACUGAUUUGAGAAGGGAUAAGGAUUCCUUGGCUCGGCGAGGGGUCGAAAGUGGAAAUAGCCGAUAGCCCAAUAAGCCACUAGAGUGGAUAGAGGAAAUUGUUCCAAUUGAUCGGGCCAAUUAACGUUAUCGAGUACAUCGGAUGAGAAAGACGUUGAGAGGGUUUUAGGUUUUCAUCAUUAUCGUCAAUCAGAUACGACUCGAAUCCAGGACUCUUAUAUAUAUAUAUAUAUAUAUAUCGAAAGACAGAAAACGAAGCGGAAAUAAAAUGAGAAACAGAGCGAAGAUCUUGGAGCCAGAGAGGUAGCGUAGGAUAGGUGAAGGGAAGCAAAAAAAGAGAUAAAGGGAGUGCAAUAUCGUAACAUUUAUCUCGGAGAGAUAUAUUCCGAAAAAUCGAGUUUUAUAUCGCUCGAGACUGAUCAGAAAACGAAUGCAGAAGUAAUAUAUCGAGUUUACGAUAUACGGGGCUCUUCACGAGCGGCAUAUCAAGUAAAUACAUUGAAGAAGGCUCUCGGGAGUGCGGGAAGGGAGUCAACAAAGGGAGCGAGACUUUCGAUGGGGGAAUGAAAUUCAAGGAGUAAUACUGAUAAGGAAUGAGGGAGAAGAAAAUCUGAAGGGGAAGGAAAAGGGAGGAAAAUUCGAAGAAAAAUAAUAAAAAAACAUGAAAACGAACGCGAAUAAGAGUUUCGUCGUUAUAAAUUUCAUAGCAAAUUUCAUAAGUCACUGUCUGUACGCUCUCUCCUUCAUUUUUUCCCCCUUGAGUCGUCUGGCCUGUUACGACACACAGGGCAAAAAAGCGUAAUAAUAAGAUAAAUACGAAAUCCAACAGAUGUGCACGAGAAUGAUUUCGCGAUGGUGUCUUCGUUCGCGUUUUUCCCCCCCUUUUCACUGUACUCUCCCCUUUCGAAAGACGAAUAUGAGAGUUUGAAACUCGGUAGAAGCUCAGAUCGAAUAAUCUCCGAGUCGAGAAGCGCACUCGAUCACAACUUAUUCGCGAGUGUUGACAUCGCGGGCAUCGAGAUAAACGCACAUCCUUAAAAAUACAAACGUACCGAUGAGAAAAUUCGUGAUGCUUUAGACUUUCUUCCCUCCCGCGCGAAAUCUUCAUUUUUCACUCGUGCGUCGAUCGAGUCGAAUGAAAAAUAUCAUUCGAAGGGUCAAGGCGUUGCGAGAGAGAGAGAGAGAGAGAGAGAGAGAGACAGGAAAACGUGGAAUGAAGAUGAAAAAAAAUGUUUAAAAAGAAACAAAAAAUAACGUAUAGACUCAUUAAUUGUUAUAUAUCCUUAGAAAAAUUAAAACCGUCAAGCGUUAAACGACCGUAUUAAACAUGAAUUUACACGAUUUUUUACAUUCACGAUUUUGUACGUCGAACCGAGUUUAAAGUAACUCGUUAUUAAAACGAAAAUACCAAGUCUCCGUAAACAAUGAGAGAAAAAGGGGUGAAGGGAGGGUGAGGGGUACGCAAAGAAAAAAUAUGAGGGACCGCGAGAAAGUGUGAUGAAGCGGCCGAGAGUAAAAACGACAAAAGAGUUAAAAAAAAAAGUCAAGAGCGCCGAUGAAACAAAACUCGAGAGGAACAAUUGCAGGUGAGAACGAAAGAAAACACGCGUAAAAACGUCACGUACGUUAAUUACAGACCGUACAAGAAAAUCAAUUUAAAUUUCGAUGCUUGCACGAGGUCCAUUAGUUUUUAAGUGAAUUAGCCAUGCAAUCGCGAGAGCCCCGGCGUGAGAGUUGAAUAAAAACUCGUGAUUGUUAUAUAGUAGCCGAAAAUAUGGUAGAAAAAAAGUUUGAAAUAAAAAAGCGACUCGCGUUGAAUCCGUUGAUUUUCGCCCGAUAAGCAUACUACACGAAAAAAAUGUCAGUUUGUCCACCAUUUUCGUUUAUUUAUUUGCAUAAUUAUUCCUGCGAUCCGACAGUCUCAACCAAGUAGAAAACGAUCGAGUCAUCAUUUACACUCUCCUUUAUCCAAAUAAUAAACGAGAAUCGUGGACAAAAAGAAUUUUUUAUGCCAGGCUGAGAUAUAUAAUUACUGAUGAAAAGUUCAGUCGACUAGGAAAUCCAUUACCAAUUUUGUAUUUCUAUGUCUCUCGAUAAAUAAAUCACUUACGCUGACAAUUUUCAAACUCUCGUCGAAUAAAAGCAAAGAAGAUAAAUUAUAAUCGUAAUUUUAAAACGACAGAUAACUCGCGUAUCUCAAUGUGUUUUUUCAUUUAAAAAUCUCUACGUACGAAACAUCGAGAAAUUCUAUGCACACGUAUUCAUUUAUUUAUUCGCAUAUAUAUAUAUUAAUGUGUACGUAACGAUUCUCGCCACUGCUGCAAAUUAGCAAUCGAUCCCUCAUUAUCUGUGUGUUCGUUCUCCCCCUUCCAUCCUCAGCCCCUCCUCCUCUCAACAAAUAACCGAAUUAACUCGCGCAACCCUCGCUAAAUUUGCACUCUACAAUACGCACUGUAACGAUAACGAAGCAAAACACACGCGAUGUCUCUUACCGAAAUGCUCGUUAACAAACGAUACGAAAAUACACAGCCAGAGACGCAGUGAAAAUUCGUAAAAAAAUUCAAAUUUAGCGUAUUUUCUUGUCAAAUAUAAAUUACUCUUUAAGAAAAUACGUAAAUCCUUUGCCAAAAGAAACACCCAAUUUAACCAUCUACUCGUUAGUACAAUCACAAGUUUAUAAAUAAUAGUUGAGUAGACAUUUUUCGAUCGGAUUUUCGAUCUCCGUUUCCGUCCGCAAUUUUUCUUAUUUCAUUUCCCUUUAGAUUUUUCAGUUUCGAAAUGUCGCUCUCGUCGUUUUUCAAAUAAAAAUGUUUACAGAUGAAAUUUCAUUCGAUCAAUUUUUUUGAACUCAGCGGUCUUUCAAUAAUCCAACGGCUGCUUUUGAAUUCUUGUGAGCCUUCGCCCCCCCCCCCCCCCCCCCCUCCCACAAUUACAUCAAAUACGCUUUCGAAGAUUCCGAUUUAAAUUCGCUGAAUCGCACAAUCGUUUAUUUUUAUUCUGAAUAGAGUUUUCACUUUUUCGAGAAUAAAAAAAUGGUAAUACUCGAUCUAAAGUGAGGAUCCUCAAGAUUUAUUUGCGACAAAAAAUCGUGAAAAAAUUUGAAUUUUGUAGGAAAACAAAACACUUUUUCACGAAUCGCAAAAUACGAAAAUUCUGUUCGAAUGGAAUUUUCGGGCGGAACAAACGCCUGUGAAACGUUUGCAGAUCUCGCUUUUGUUUCCCGUAAAUUAGCUUCGUUGAUAGAUGUCUAGCCAUAGACGCCGGGUCGUCUAUCGGAUAAUUAAGUGUAAAAUUGUUGAAGCGAAUUCUUGAAAUGCCUCAUUCUCCUUCCCCGAAGUUAGCCUCUCGUAUUUUACGUUCCUAAAGAAAAUAAAUGUAACGAAAAACGGUAGAUACGAUUGUAUAUUGCGAGAUUUAUGAAAAAUAAAAAAGACAGAAACUUGCGAAGAUUGAUGGGAGGCGAGAUUCGAUGCGAAUAAAAUGAGUUGAAAAGAAAAAAGCAUUCUGACAAAGCGUAUAGUGGGUCAACGUAGGGAAAAGUGUGUGAGAGAAAGAAAAGCUAUUGGCGAUCGCCGUGAGAAAAGAAUCCUCGAAAUGCUGUGACGAAAUGACCAACAAAUAAAAAUACACGCACGCAACAACGGACGCCGAAGCGCCAAAAGCAAGCUUUGACCAAUAUCUAAAUAAAUAAAUUUAAAGAAAAUCGAUAGUCUCGUAGUCGAAACAAUAAUAGUUCGUACGUUAUAUGUAAUUAAUGAAAAAAAAGAAUAAACGAAAAACAACAACCGGAAUACUAAAUGAAUUAGUCCUUUUUGCAUUACGGGCAAAAACGUGAGAGCGAUUUUGUGAGAAUCGAGUGGCGAAUCAAUUGAUUAAAAUUAACGAUUUAUCGAAAAAUUUAAGACCGUAUUAAACAUUAUUAACAAAAAAUGAAAAGAAAAAAAAAUUGAAAAGAAAACAAAUAUGCAGCAGCAACAAAGAAAUUAAGACAACAACAAAUAAUAAUACAUGUCAGUAAGGAAAUGGUGAGCGGAACAAGUAGAUGAUAUAAGUUUCGAAAAAAAACUGUCGAGAGAGAGAGAGAGAGAGAGAGAGAGAGAGAGAGAGAGAAAGAGAUAAAUGAAGAAAAAUCUUAUUUGUUGUGGCAAAUCGAUUAUCAAAAGAAUCGAAAUUCUUUGUAAAACCUUAAAUUUUUACUCAUUUUAUCGUACUUUAUUGGCAUUAUUUUAUCUACCUCUGCGCGAUCGCUUCCACAAAAGAUUCAUUGCUUGUAUUAUCCGGAAUAAAAUUGUAACAUGAAAAAUCUCGAGGACGAUGAGUCUUCGAAAUCUUCCGUGCGCAUGAGCGCGCAAAAAUGCGGCUCAGCGACUAAAAAAUUGCGAUAAAGUUCUAUUUUUUCAAUGGUUUUCCAAAAAAAUUGUUGUAUUUCCUACAAAUUUUAAUUUUCAAUUUUAGUAUUUGCGACGACGCGAUCGCUGAAGCGUUUACUAAAAAUCGCGCCUUGGAGAUUAGGAUUCCAAGAGAAAAUACAAAACAAGUAAUCAAGAAUGAUAUGGACGACAAGAGAUUCGAAAAGAAUCUCUUGUGAAUCAUGAGAAAAAAAACUAGACGAAAUUGCAAAGAGAAAAAAACAAAAGAUUAUAAUUGUACGACGAUGUUUGCACUAUGAAAAUGGCCACACAUUGUAUUGAUUCUUAAUAUAAAUAUUAAAGAAGCGAAUCUUCGUUAGAAAUAUUGUUGAGGAAUUAUGGCAGCCUCGAUUGACUGAGGCACGAUUUUUUGUAGUUCGAAGUAUUAUUCUAUGUUGAAAAAUUUGUAAAAAAAAAGAAAUGAUAAAAGAAAAAAUUUCAUUGUUUUAUAAUAAAAUGCAGUUACGUCCUU
Molecule: messenger RNA, 8380 nt
Organism: Venturia canescens
Lineage: Eukaryota; Metazoa; Arthropoda; Insecta; Hymenoptera; Ichneumonidae
Product: serine-rich adhesin for platelets-like
Exons: 11
Coding region: 16-2634 (872 amino acids)
Cellular component (GO): plasma membrane
Molecular function (GO): GTPase activity; calcium channel regulator activity; GTP binding
Source: RefSeq, a predicted model, not a curated record